This is a messenger RNA of Chrysochloris asiatica (Cape golden mole), 503 nucleotides long. RefSeq names its product chromosome unknown open reading frame, human C2orf68 (gene CUNH2orf68). The transcript is spliced from 4 exons. The record is from RefSeq and is a predicted model, not a curated record. The coding region runs from base 3 to 503 and encodes 166 amino acids. NCBI's taxonomy places the organism in Eukaryota, Metazoa, Chordata, Mammalia, Afrosoricida, Chrysochloridae.
AGAUGGAGGCGGCGCCGGAUCCCGGGCCGGGGCUGUGCUGCAAACCCGGCGGGCGACUAGACAUGAGCCACGGCUUCGUGCAUCACAUCCGACAGAACCAACUCGCUCGGGAUGACUACGACAAGAAGGUGAAGCAGGCAGCCAAGGAGAAGGCGAGGAGGCGGCACACGCCUGCGCCAACGAGGCCUCGCAAGCCCGAUCUGCAGGUGUACCUGCCGCGACGCCGAGGUGGUUCUACCCACCCAAGCCACCCAGACUAUGAGGAGUCCGGUGACAGCAGCAGCAGUGGCGGCUCUGAGCCGGAGCCUCCGGGCCACCCGCUCUUCUGCUUAGAAUAUGAGGCGGACAGCGGAGAGGUCACAUCAGUGAUCGUAUACCAGGACGAUGACCCAGGAAGGGUGAGUGAGGAGGUGUCAGCACACACACCUCUGGAUCCACUCAUGCGAGAAGCCCUCAAAUUGCGCAUCCAGGAAGAGAUUGCAAAACGACAGAGCCAGCGCUGA